This is a messenger RNA of Heteronotia binoei (common prickly gecko), 2221 nucleotides long. RefSeq names its product lunapark, ER junction formation factor (gene LNPK). The transcript has 12 exons. The record is from RefSeq and is a predicted model, not a curated record. Gene Ontology annotation, cellular component: endoplasmic reticulum tubular network. Bases 75 to 1331 code for a protein of 418 amino acids. Gene Ontology annotation, biological process: endoplasmic reticulum tubular network organization. NCBI's taxonomy places the organism in Eukaryota, Metazoa, Chordata, Lepidosauria, Squamata, Gekkonidae.
CUUUACUUCUAGCUGUGAAUUCCACUACGAGAUUGUUAUAAGUCACCAACACAUCCUGCCUCCACAAUAUAGAAAUGGGUGGAAUCUUUUCUAAGUGGCGGCAGGCAAAGCCUUCCACGGUAGAAGUUUUGGAAAAAAUUGAUAAGGAUAUCCAAGCACUUGAAGAGUUCAGAGAGAAAAAUCAAAGGCAGCAGAAACUAUGGGUUGGAAGACUACUUCUCUAUUCGUCCAUUCUUUAUCUUAUUACUUGUCUGAUUAUCUACUUUUGGUAUCUUCCUGAUGACUGGACAGCAAGGUUGAUUAUGACACUUCCACUGUUUGCAUUUCCAGUUAUAGUCUGGACUAUAAGAACUCUCCUAAUUUUCUUCUUUUCUAAAAGAACAGAGAGGAACAAUGAAGCCUUAGAAGAUCUAAAGUCUCAGAAGAAAAAAAUACUUGAAGAAGUAAUGGAAAAAGAAACUUACAAGACUGCUAAAUUAAUCCUUGAAAGGUUUGAUCCAGAAGCCAAGAAGGCAAAGGAUGUUGAACCGCCAUCUGCUGGAGCAUCUGCAGUUCCAAGACCUGGCCAAGAACUUCGGCAUCGGACCCCGGUGCGAGGGAAUGUAUCCCCCCCAGUUGCACCAAAGCAGGGGUCUCCAAAGAUGAUGGGUCCGGCGCUGCCAUCUCCUGAUUCGCAGAGAGAGACUUCAGCUCCUGGCGGACCUCCAGAGAGAGCUCUUGCAUCAGCCUCACCACCGAACAUGUUACCGAGACAUCCUGGAACCCGUGCAACUCCAGUGCCUGGAAUGGGUCUUCAUCCUCCAGGGCCUCCAUUGGCAAGACCGAUUCUUCCUCGAGAGAGAGGAGCCUUGGAUAGAAUUGUUGAAUAUCUGGUUGGAGAUGGUCCACAAAACAGAUAUGCACUUAUAUGCCAACAAUGUUUCUCACAUAAUGGAAUGGCUCUGAAAGAAGAGUUUGAAUAUAUUGCAUUCAGAUGUGCCUACUGCUUUUUCCUGAAUCCUGCAAGAAAAACAAGGCCGCAAGCUCCACGACUCCUCGAUUACAGCGCUGAAAAGAAGCAGCCUACAGAGUUGCAGAAAACUGCAGAAUCACCAGAGUCUGGGGAAGAUAAACUGCACGAGAGCCAAAUGGUUGACGAACCUCUAGAAGAUGCUCCCCCAGUUACAGACCAGGGAGAUGACAAAGCACUGAGCACUGAGGACUUCAGUGACAAAGCAGAAGAGGAAGCUGAGAAGGAGCCCUCAGCAAGCCAAGAAACACCUGCAGCUUCAAAACACAAGUCCAUUGUUCCAGCUGACCAAAGAGAAGAACUUCUGGCAGAUGCUGAAUAAGUGCCUAAUCAUUUAUAGCUAUCUUUCUUUCAGUUGUUUAGUUUUCCGGUGGGUUGUUUUCUAAGGCUUGAUUUGUGUUUUCACUCUCAUGAGCUCAGAGUGCCACUCCCACAAUAUGUCAAAGCAAUGUCUACUACGAGGUAUUGUGCUGCAAGAGUGUGUGUGUGGGGGGGGGGUACGUGUAUGUGUGUGUUUGGUGAGCAGAAGCACUUCAGAAUGCACGCAUUAGCUGAAGUCUAAUCCUGGCACAGGUAACCUUAUGUAUUUGUUUUGCAUAUUAAGAUAAGCUUGCUUAAAGGAGUAUUUUUGUGUCUGAGUGAUCUCAAAUAUAGUAUUAUUUGGUCAUGGAACGAAGAGAGACUGUAAAUGACUUAACAUUGCAAUCCUAUGCAGAAUUCCUCCACUCUAAACAAGCCGAAGUCAAUGGGCUUAGACUGGAGUAUCUUGGCACAGGAUUGCACGGCAAAAAGAUGUGUAUUUAACUUUGGGUGGUCACUAAAACUUUUAGAACAUUUUGUAAUAUUUAGCGAUUGAAAUGAACUCAAACAUUAAAUACUUGGAUGUUUACAGGAGGAAUGGUGCUUAGGGUAUUUAAGCAGUACAGAUGUGUCAUUACAGUUGAAAGAAACCCCUAAAGCUUUGGGGAAGGUGAGCACUAGGAGAGUCUAGUUAAAGAAGCAAACCAAGGUACAGUCCCCGGGACUAUUUACAUAGCAGAUAGACUAAAAGUGUGUGAAAUAGAAGGCUAGCUUGUGUUUACAUGAGGCGUAGGAAUCUCUACACUUGAUUGUACUUGAAUACUGAACAUUAUUUAUACCUGUACAAUAAUGACAACAUAAGUGAAUUUUAUGUAUUUUGUUAAAGAAAAAUAAAGACACUGUAGCAUUAAA